AUGGCGGCUUCUAAUGCCGCUGAUGGCAUCCAGUUUGCCACUGAUUCGUCCAUCAUACCUAACGACAUAGAUCCUGGUAAACGUGAUUCUCAUCUGGGAAAUUUCGACUUGCGACAAUACAUCGACUUCAGCAUAGAUCCGGAAGAUCUCCACAAAUGCUGGCUGCCUCCUUACAAUAAGCCCUGCAAUGGAAACUGGGAUGAAUUCUAUGAUGCCUGGAAGCGGGUUCAGAUUCCGUACCUCGACUGCAAUGACUUUGGAGACACCCUCCAGACCAUGUCCAACGAUACUCGUAUCGCCUAUCAACAGCAGCAUAACGGUCUUUGCGACUUGCGUCACGCAUUCUACAGACAGGGUGAUGCUUAUAUACCCUCUGAAGACUUUGAUUACUGUCCUGGUACUAAGAGUAGUCGUAUGCGGAUGCCAAGGCCUCCGUCGAAAGAAGCCGUUCAUCACUUCGCGUACCGACUAAUCUCGAUGGUCCAAAAGCAAGAGAAUGCGGAUCUUGGAAAAUUCGACGGUGGAAAGUGGUGGAUUGCCCCGCCGAACGCAAGCAUUGAGCUCACUUCCGUUGAAACAUCAAAACCAACACCAGACAAGGCGCAGCCUGACGGAGAAGGAGACGGCCUCACUAGGCUCAGGGAAUCGGACCGCGCUAGGGCCGUAGCAGCCAAUUACACCGUCCACUGGGUGUGCUACCAGAGGCACAAACAAAAGGGCACAGAGAACAGUCACUUAGCCGUCAUUAUUAGGGAGAGAGCUACCGGCAACACAUGGUACUUCGACUCUCUUAAUACACCAAAGGACGACGAUGAGGUAAAUCUCGACGAGAAGCACCAAUCCGUCCUUUCCAGUCUGCACAAGUGGCUUAACAAAAACGAAAUUGGCAUUCCCGACAUUCCCGAUGGAAAUCGCCACCGUCGCGUACAGGUUAUUCCUCAAGAUUUACCCUGGGCAUGUGGCCUGCACGCCAUUGCUCACGCCUUAGCCUUCCUUCGCUUUGGCCUCUUGGGCUGGCACGAGAUCCCUACGUAUGCGAGGGAAAAAACCGACAAGGCGAAGUUGACCAAGUUGAGACAUGAUAUGAUGAAGGCGAUGGAGCUAUCAAUGGGACUUAGACCACCCCCGCGCGUGGAUGCUAAUAAGAUCCCACUCCCUGAACACUAUGACGAUCAGCUCGAUCUCAGCAAAUUUCGCUUUCCUACCUACCCAAGUGUCGGUGUGGAAAAGAAAGAUCUCCACAAAAUCGACGAGUACCCUUUUAUGGACAAGCUCGAUGAGAAGGACGAAGAAAUCCUCCGAGAAAAAUAUCGGCGUGUACACGUCGAGUGUUAUGAUGGUGUUUCACUUAGGCCUGAGAGCGUCGACCCCUUCUCUCGCAAGGUGUAUGCAAAGCUUCACAAUGGGUUGUGGAAAAUGAGAAACGGCAGGUUCCUUUCUGGCGAACAGGUGCAUUAUUAUGCAACAAGACUCAUGACAAAAGUUCAAGAGCACCUGCAGCCAGGUGCCCUUCUAGGACCAGCAAGAGCGGAAAACCAAGAUUGGUGGAUAGCGCCGAUUAAUUACGCUAUCUUGUGUGAAAAAAACAUGACUACUGGUAAUAUUCAAUGUCAGCUUAAUAACAUCAAUGAAUUGUCGCCGGAGCACCUCAAUGACACAGAGUCCAAGAAUAUCUACGGAGAUAGGUCCAAGGAUAAAGACAGAUUCGACUGCGCCAAGUACACUGUUCACUGGGUACAUCAUAGAGAAGACUACGAUCAGCAGGACGACGAGGCAGCGUACAGUCUCGAUCACUGGGGAGUCAUAGUCCGCGAGAAGGCCACUAACUUUGCAUGGUACUUUGACUCUAUCAAAGCAGACCGAGAGGACCGGAAAACUAGAGCAAUCAAGGUCUUCAACGAAUGGCUGGAGAAAAAGUGCGAGGUCACGACGGUCUCUGAGAACUUCCUUGUUCCGGCUCUGGGGCAAUCAUCUGGAUGGGAAUGCGGCCUUCACGCUAUCGCGCACGCAGUGGCCUUUAUUCGCUUUGGCAUUUUGGGAUGGCACGCGCUUCCACUUCAAGCAAUUGCGGUUGAUGAGGGCCGAAAGGAAAAUGGAGGUCAGACUGCUGCUCCAGCUCCUUUAGAUUUUUCAAAAAGGUUGUGUGAAACAAUGACAAGCGCUUUGCACGGCCUGAUGGGAGUCUCUUUGCCACCGCCCACUUCCAAAGAUGAUGGAAACGGGACUGCUGAGGCUGUUGCAGACUCAAACGGGAAUACAAACUCAAACUCUGCUGAUAAGACCAACGCGGGCUCUUCUGGGAACUCCAAGUCAGGCCCCUCCGGGAAAUCCAACCCAGGACUUUCUGGAACUAAACCUUCGGACGCCAUGGGAACAUCCAGCCAGCCGCCAGGCAAGAAUCCCGCCGGACUUGAUCGCAUUUCACGAAAGGAUGGGAAGGAACAUGUCGUACCUCAUCCCACAUUUUACAACGCGGUCAGAUAUGAGCAACAAGGCCUAGGAUUUCGGUUUCCUACGUACCCAUCCCUAUCCUUGCCGGCAUAUGAAGUUAGGUCCGUUCGUGACACCCCAUACAACGCUCUUAUCACAAACGAUGUUGCUGCACUUUAUCCCGCUUAUGAGCGGGUGGAUUUCCGAUGUUGCGAUAAUCUCGAACUUCGUGAUCACUCUCAAUAUGCCGAGGGCGCCUAUAAAGAGAUCCACAACGCCCUAUUUGAUAUGCGCAGUAGUACGUAUCUCGAGGACCAAGGAAUGUAUCAUUUGGCUUGCCGAUUUAUCACGUACGUCCAGGACCAACCCGGCGCCAGGUUACUAUUGGGACCUUGGGGGCUUAGACGAUGGUGGAUCGCCCCAAUGGCCUUUUUAAUCGAUGUCCCCGGCCCACGGGGCGAAGAUGUGCAAGAACCGCAGACAUUCUCAGAGCUAGUCACAGAUGUUUGGGGUACUAGCAGUAUUUAUGGAGACGCUUCUUCUUACGAGCAGAUUUUCGAUCGAGCACUUUACACGGUUCACUUUAUCCACCAUCGUACGCCCGAUCAUUGGACAGUAAUCGUCCGGGAAAGCGAGACCGGCCACUUGUGGCACUUUGACUCCGACGGGGGGGAGGAUGGGCGUGAGCGAAGGUUCAACGGAGCCAUCGAUCGUUUGACAACUUGGCUUCGUCGCUGUAACAAACAGAUUCCCGAAACGAGUGAAGCAUUCAAUGUUCCCGUCACAGGGCAAACCCAGGAAUGGGAGUGCAGCUUGCAUUCCAUCGCGAAUGCCAUGGCGUUUCUCCGCUUCGGCAUCCUUGGGUGGAACAAGUUGAAGUGUAUCGCCCUGGAGACGGAUGCGGAUCCGAAACCUCCGGCUCGUAGCGUGAACGCGGACAAGCUCAGAGUGACAAUGAAACGAUCUUUACAUGGCCUCUGGGGCCUCAUGAUGAAGGAAGAUGUUGCGAGUGUCAACAAGCAACUCGCCAAGCAAAUGGAGGAUGAACUUAAGGCGAUGCAGGACGACUCACUAAUAGACAAGGCGAACAUGUCGUUCGAUAAAGUAAUCGAUGCAGUGACAAAUAACCCGGGUGAGCUGAACAGCCUGAACGAGCAGGAGCGGAAGGCGCGAGAGGCACGGGAAAAGAAGAGGAAGGAGCAGAUGGAGAAGGACCAGAGGGAGAUGAAGGAACGGUUCCGGAGGGCGCAAGUGGAGAGGGAGCGGAAGGCGCGAGAGGAGCGGGAGAAGGAGGAGGAGAAGGAGCGGGAGCGGAAGGCGCAAGAGGCGCGGGACAAGGAGCAGCAGGAGAAGCUGAACCAGCAGUCAGGGGCUUCCAACCCUCGUAAGCGUGGAGCGGAAGAUGACGACGACGAGUCGUCCGGUCGAUCAAGCAAGAGGUCCAAGCAAACCCCUGAAGAAAACCCCACAGAAAAUCCCGCCCAGAGCCCCAACAACAAGAGAAAGACACCGCCACCCGACACCGAGCCGAAGCCCGCUAAACGAGCCCGGAGGGAGCCAACGCCAGCACCACAGGCCCCCGUCAGACAGAGUGAGAGGCAACGAAAGGCCACCCAAAAGGCUGCAGAGGCUGUUCAGGAGACAGAAGCUGCUCAGGAGGCAGAGGCUGCUCAGGAGUCAGAAGCUGCUGAGGAGUCAGAGGAUGACGUUGUGGAACUUGAUUGGAGGCAGACCAGAAGGGCCAGAUUUAAGGCAAUGCGCAAGGCCGACCUGAUGGAGGAGUGCAGAAAAAGACUAAUUGCUGGCCCUGGCGACGAGCACAGAACACUCACGUAUAGGGCCAAAAAUACCGUCGACGGUCUUAUCGACGAGUUGAUGUGGUACGAUGAACCCGAGGGAUACGAGGAAGAUCUCGAAGGAAAGGGUUUGGAGGAGUUGAAGGAAAUGUGUAAGACAACGUAUAAGUUGUAUUACGGUGGGAAAAAAUCGGAGGAUAUGAAAGAGAGGUUGAGGUGGUUUUAUGCUGAGCAACAACGGCAUGUUCAGACGCUCAUUGAGGAUGGUGAGAUACCUGCUAAUUGGAAUGGUGAGGCGGAGGUGGAAGAAGAGGAGGAGGUGGAAGAAGAGGAGGAGGUGGAAGAAGAGGAGGAGGUGGAAGAAGAGGAGGAGGUGGAAGAGGAGGAUAUUUCUGAGGAGCCGUAA
This is a messenger RNA of Neurospora tetraspora, 4632 nucleotides long. RefSeq lists its product as uncharacterized. The transcript has 2 exons. The record is from RefSeq and is a predicted model, not a curated record. NCBI's taxonomy places the organism in Eukaryota, Fungi, Ascomycota, Sordariomycetes, Sordariales, Sordariaceae. Bases 1 to 4632 code for a protein of 1543 amino acids.